AUGGGUUUCGAGAGACCACCAUCAUCAUUACCAUCAUCAUUACAAACAUCAGAAACUUCAAAGGCCAAGUUCAGUCUCUUCUAUAUAUUCCUACUCUGCCUUGUCGUCUGUGUGAUUACCACUUUCAUUACUCCCUCUUCACUGUCUUCCCCAUAUAUUAGGAACUCUAACUCUGGGAAGCUAGGGCACUUCUAUGCACAGGAGGAGGGCCAAAGUACACUGGUGAUAAAGAAGAUGAGGAAGAUUGGUGGUAGCUGGAGCAAAGAGGCGGACCUACGGAGGGUUUUACGGGGAUUGGGGUCAUCUCCACCACGGUGCUUGUCCAGGUGUGGAAGAUGCAGGCCAUGCAAGCCUGAGCGUGUGUCGGUGCCUCCGGGCACGCCUGUCACCGCCGAAUACUACCCGGAAGCUUGGAGGUGCAAGUGCGGCGGCAAGUAUUACAUGCCAUGA
Microthlaspi erraticum is the source of this 450-nucleotide messenger RNA. The record is from the annotation of a GenBank genome assembly. NCBI's taxonomy places the organism in Eukaryota, Viridiplantae, Streptophyta, Magnoliopsida, Brassicales, Brassicaceae.